Lecanosticta acicola is the source of this 852-nucleotide messenger RNA. Lineage: Eukaryota; Fungi; Ascomycota; Dothideomycetes; Mycosphaerellales; Mycosphaerellaceae. The record is from the annotation of a GenBank genome assembly.
AUGGCGAAUAGCCAGUACGAAUAUGUCAGAUCAUUCGAAACAUGGGAUGCAAUAUCUCCAUCAAAUUGGAUCGUCGUGCGUAUCGACGGCCGCGGUUUCAGCAAACUCUGCCAAAAGCACAACUUCCAGAAACCCAACGACAAACGAGCCCUUGAACUGAUGAACGCUGCGGCCACCGAAGUCGUCCGGAGCUUUGUUGAUGUGGUGCUUGCGUAUGGAGACAGCGACGAGUACUCUUUCGUGUUCCACGAAAGCUGCACACUCUUCGAGCGGCGGGCGGCAAAGCUGGCCACGAGUGUGGCGACGCAGUUCACAGCAGAGUACUGUAUGCUCUGGCCGUGCUUUUUUCCCGGCACGGAGCUUGAGCGGCCAUGGCCCACUUUCGAUGGCAGAUGUGUUGCUUAUCCCAAGCGGAAAAUCUUGAGAGAUUAUCUUUCCUGGAGACAGGCGGAUUGUCAUAUCAACAACCUCUACAACACCACCUUCUGGAACCUGGUACUGAAAGGUGGCAUGAGCACCACAGAAGCAGAAGAUCUCUUGAAGGGCACCCUAUCCAGCGACAAGAAUGAAAUACUAUUCCAAAGGUUCGGCAUCAAUUAUAACAAUGAGGAGGCGAUGUUCAGAAAAGGGACGGUGAUGUACCGGGCCUACGAUGAUAACCUGGAGGAAAACCCGAGCAAUGGCAUGCAGAUUCCCGAUCCAAAUAGUAAAAGUCAGAUGGAAAAGGCCAAAAAGAGGAAACAAAAGGCGACAAUUGCGGUCGAGCAUGUCGAUAUUAUUGGAGAUGGCUUCUGGGAGAAGAGACCGUAUAUCCUUGCCCCUGCGAGGAGAGGGCAGGACUCUGGGGAGUAG